This is a messenger RNA of Canariomyces notabilis, 1758 nucleotides long. RefSeq lists its product as uncharacterized. The transcript is spliced from 2 exons. Gene Ontology annotation, molecular function: DNA-binding transcription factor activity. Bases 1 to 1758 code for a protein of 585 amino acids. NCBI's taxonomy places the organism in Eukaryota, Fungi, Ascomycota, Sordariomycetes, Sordariales, Chaetomiaceae. The record is from RefSeq and is a predicted model, not a curated record. Gene Ontology annotation, biological process: regulation of DNA-templated transcription.
AUGUCCGGAUCAUUGUCCACGAGCCCGGCUGCCACGCAGCUUGGCCUUAUCGAUCAUCUGGCCGACUCUUUCCUUGACCUUUCGGAGUUCGAUAGCGUCCCAUACCAGUCACCCUCGCUGUCGCCCGUAUCCUCGAACAAGACGACAUUCACCACUAGGUCCAUCAAGACCGAGACCGCCCAGACAUCGCUGCUGUCUACCAGUCAGCCUCUCACUGGGCCCAGCCACCAGUACGAUCUCUACAAGCAGCAGACAGGCAUCGUGCCAGGAGCUUUGGCUACAACGUUGGCCGCGAAUCAAAACAACUCGCACAUUCACGGCUUUGGUGGGCUCGGCGGCUUCGACUACCUCGGAAUGGCGAACUCGGACGACGUGUUUGACUUCAACGAUUUCAGCGCCUCGCCGGACAUGGACUUGGAGUUUGAUUCGCCCUCUAGCAAUCCCAGCAUGCUGUUCGAGUCAACGGUCAACCCCAGCUCCAUCGGUGGCCAAGAGCCAAGCACACUGUCGUCGCCGUCGCCCUUGUCGACCCAAAGCAACGUGGGGCGCAUGUGGCCAGGUAUGCACCAACAGGCAGCGCUGGCCAGGGCGCAGCAACAACAACAGCAGCAGCAGCAGCAACUAUUGCAGAGGCAACGACAAACUCAACAGCACUCCAAGCAGGCUUCUAAAUCUAAGUCCCCUCAGGCAACAGACCCCAUCGUGGAACAGAAAAUCACGCAGCUCCUCAAUUCGAUGCGAGCCAAGCCAUCCACAGCCGAAUCUUCUCAGAAUCCACCCGUCAUAAAUUUACCUCGACCUAGGAAGGAUGAGGAUGAGAUGGAUGAGGAUGAACGGCUCUUGGCUAGCGAGGAAGGCAAGAAGCUCAGUAGCAAGGAACGACGCCAACUUCGCAACAAAGUUUCUGCUCGUGCGUUCCGGUCCAGGAGAAAGGAAUACAUCUCUCAACUCGAGACCGAGAUUGCCAACAAGGUCAAUGAGAAUGGCGAUCUGCGUGCUCAGAACCGAGCUUUAAUCGAAGAGAACAAACGUCUGAGCGAUCUCACUCGCAUGCUCCUCUCGUCCCCUUCCUUUUCCGACUUCCUCGAUCGCCUCAGCUCCAAUCCGCAGAUGAUACCGCAAGCACAGCCUCAGUCACAGGACCAGCGCCAAAUGCCCAAGGAUGUCAACCCCUACGCAGCGCAGCAAGUGACCCAGCACCCACAGAUCGGACUUGCUAUGAUCCCCGAACAGACGGCUCCAAUGAUGGCCAUCAACCCGGUCGAUGGCUUUUCGUUCCAGCCUCAAGUCUACGCCGUCCUGGAAACUCCCGAGCCGAUCCUUGACGCUGCCACGCUGUCGGGCAAACCGGACUCAUUCGCUAGCGAAUCGUUCGAUUCCUCAGAUGAAGACAAGGCGGAGCUGCCUAUGAUUGAGCAUCCUGCUCCCGCGCCUCCUCAUGAUGAGGCGGCUGCUGCUGCCACAACCCCGGCACCCAUCGACGAGCAAUUCGAAAAUGACCCGGAUUUUGCACUCUACCAUGAUUCUCCUUCCACGCCAGAAGCGAUCAAGCCCGCAGUGGAGCUCGACAUUGAGGCGCUGUCGCAAAUUGACAUCUUCGGCGGGAUUGAACCCGAGAAGGCGUUUGCACGGUACGAACUCGUGGAUGCCACAGAAGAGGAGGCUGCGGCAUGCUUGGCAAUGGCGAGGUUCCAGCGGAUCAAUGCAAAUUUGGAGAGUGUGGCGGCGAGGUUAGAGCUGUUGACUAUCGGGUUAUAA